Dioscorea cayenensis subsp. rotundata (Guinea yam) is the source of this 372-nucleotide messenger RNA. RefSeq names its product G-type lectin S-receptor-like serine/threonine-protein kinase At2g19130. Lineage: Eukaryota; Viridiplantae; Streptophyta; Magnoliopsida; Dioscoreales; Dioscoreaceae. The transcript has a single exon. Bases 1 to 372 code for a protein of 123 amino acids. The record is from RefSeq and is a predicted model, not a curated record.
AUGCUUUUGGAAAUAAUAUCAGGGAAGAGAAAUAGCAGCAAGCAAUACGAAAGUGGAGACAAUUAUUUCCCUCUCAAGGCAGCAAUUCAAGUGAGAGAAGGUAAUGUUCAAUGUUUGUUGGAUAGUAGAUUGCAGGGAAAGGCCAACAUGGAUGAAGUAAACAGAGCUUGCAGAGCUGCUUGCUGGUGUAUUCAGGGCAUAGAAUGUGAAAGACCAACAAUGGGAAUGGUUGUUCAAAUGCUGGAGGGGCUCCUCAAGGUUAAUAUGCCUCCAAUUUCUAGUUUCCUUCGAGGCCUUGUUGUAUAUGGUGAAAGCUUAUUAUCUUCAGACAUCUUAGACGAAGGAAGGAAUCAGUUUGUUGUGCCUUCUUAG